GAUUGACUGAUAUUGAGUUCUGAACAUGAAUCUUUCUCGGUCCUCGACGCUCGUAGGCCUGUUGGCGUAUGUGCUAAUGGCAUGUGUUUGCAUGGCGGCGGACGUCACAAGGAGCUCGUACGAAUGUGCCGGAAGUACUCUGACUCAGUCGCUGAUGGUCAACUACGCGUUCACGUACACGAUAUACAGGCCGAACACCAGCGUGACAUACAGGACGAUGAGUACAGAAGACGCGAUCAACAAGGUGAGGAACGGUGAGAUAGAUUGCGCCAUGACAGAGCACUUCGUCAAGGACUCAGAAGACAUCACGCAGGUGGCGAGCUUCCUAGUGCCGUUGUCGGUGAUCUACAAUCCCCCGAGAGAGUCCAACAAAAAAAGCAGCGUGUCCAUGGUCUUGAACUUGACGAUCGAGGACGUCGCCAAGAUUUUCAUGCGUAAUAUCACCAAGUGGUCCUACUUCUUGCCGGAAUACGGCGACGACGGCCUCGAAGACGCAGACAUCAGAUUGAUAAUCAGAACGGAUAAUUGUUCUGAGAACUACUACCUGACGUCGGCCUUCAGCAAGGUGGGCGUGUGGAGUGAGAAGUUUGGAACCGAGCCGAGGUACACCUUCCCGCAAGAACUGUACGAAAAUGGCGGGAGCCUCAUCAUCAAGACAGAGUAUUACAACGGCAUAGACUCGACCGUCCUGACGGUCCCCGGAUCGAUUUCUUAUACGGGUUUCGCCGCAACUCUGGAGCUGAGAGAGUUCACUCACUUCGUCAACUUGCGGGACGGCGCCGGCUCCGAGGAGUUCCUCGAGGGCUCAAGCUCCAACUACACGGCGCUGAUGGACUCCAUCAACGACUACAGCUUUUUCGAAGAACACACGGACUUCGCCUUGUACAACCUCGCUGGAACGUGGCCAAUAGGGGGCGUCAUCUUCACCGUCUUCUCGAAAUACACCGAACCGCUCAGCACUUGCAGCGGACGAAGGGAGCUGAUGUUAUUCUGGAAUUGGGUCUACAGCGAGGCCAAAACGCGAUCCUACCUUGACCUGCUGGGCAUCACGAAAAUGAAAGACUCAAUCAACGACGACGUACUCGAGCUGAUACGAAACAACGUCACGUGCUCCAACGGGCUUCCAGCGGCAGGACUCCUUCCCCGAGAACAACACACGCCUCGCGGAGCAUUUCUCGCCGGAUUUCUGAUCACGCUAAUCCUCGGCGUCAUUUCACUAGGAGUCGUAGUCGCAUACGUCGCCAAGGAAUUCAGGUCAAUUCCACUCCCCGCAAUCGUGUUCAUCAUAUUUCUACUCCUGGGCGCCACGUCGAACCUCGUAUCCCUGGUUUUCUACUACAAAAUACCCACAAGCAUGUGGAUUUGUCAAGCGAGAGUCUGGCUGAGCAGGCUCGGACUCAGUUUCAUGUUCACGGCCGUAUUCGUUCGAGCGUUCCAGAUUCGAGCCAUUCACGCCAUCGGCCGAAAAUCAAGGAUCCUCACGACCAAAAAAAGCAAGGCUAAAGGAAUCAUAAACAUGGCCCUGUCCUUCUCGGGAUUAAUCGGGCUAGAACUGCUCAUCAUGAUCCUCUGGUCGGCCAUAGACCCUUUCCAUCCAAAAAUGGACAAAAUCGAAGAAGUCGGAAGAACCUUCGAAUACUUCUGCACCUCCGACUACCAACUCGCCUGGAGUCUCAUCAACCUCGCCUACUUGUGUCUACUCCUCUCCUUCGGUCUUUACGUCGUCUACAACACCUGGGACAUGAAAUACCUGGUCUUGGAAAGCAAGUGGAUGGCUAUCUGCAUCUACAACGCCGCAUUCAUUCUCAUCCUCGUCGCGACCACAGAAAUGAGCAUUUACAACCUAAACGACGACAUGGUCUUCUGGAUAGAGUCUCUCGGUGUCGGAUUCGUGACCAUACUCACUUUGCUCGCCCUCUACCUCCCCAAACUAUUCAGGUCCAGGCUAACCAAUCACGACUCGGAGAGCGAAGAAGGGAGCUUCAACUCCGCUGGAACGUAG
This is a messenger RNA of Schistocerca gregaria, 2002 nucleotides long. RefSeq lists its product as uncharacterized. NCBI's taxonomy places the organism in Eukaryota, Metazoa, Arthropoda, Insecta, Orthoptera, Acrididae. The transcript is spliced from 4 exons. Gene Ontology annotation, molecular function: G protein-coupled GABA receptor activity. Gene Ontology annotation, cellular component: membrane; G protein-coupled receptor heterodimeric complex. The record is from RefSeq and is a predicted model, not a curated record. Bases 26 to 2002 code for a protein of 658 amino acids. Gene Ontology annotation, biological process: G protein-coupled receptor signaling pathway; gamma-aminobutyric acid signaling pathway.